AGGGACAGUUUAUAAACAGCAGAGACUGAGCAGGGGGAGCAGUGAUCCGGGGCCUGGCCGAAACUUUGUUGUCCACUCUUACGCUUCACUGCAACUUUAUCAACUUUAUUAACCGUCGCAUUUUCCUUCCCGCGUUGACAUGACGGCCACGGGGAGCUCUCCGGCCUUCGACGGGAUGUACUCCCAGCUGAUAGAGGACGAGGGCACUUACGACGAGCUCCACCGCAAGACAGAUGUGGGACACAGCGCUCACCCAGUCUCCCGAGUCAUGCUGCCCUCCCGGCUGAGCGGUUCCGGGCCCUACCGCCUCACAACCAUCUGCCUGGCUACGCUGUGUGCCAUCCUGCUGAUCUCCAUCAUAGCUGUCACUGCACACUAUAAAAACAAACCUCAGGUCAGUGGUGAAGUGGACCCAGAGAUACAGAAGCAUACGCAAGACAAGAACGUGUCGGAUCUGACCGCUACCAUCAACAAACUGCAGCAGGAGAAAAACCAGCUGCAGAAGGAGAGGGAUGAACUGCUGGCCAAACUGGCUGCUACUAAAGCUCCUGAGGUGAUCAAACCGACAGAGGCCGCUAUCGUCUGCCCCGUGGAUUGGCAGCUCUUCAACAACAGCUGUUAUUUCAUCUCCAGAGUCCAAAGGGACUGGGCAGAGAGUCGGUCAUACUGCCAGAGCAAAGGAGCUCACCUGGCCAUCAUCCACACGGCCGAGGAGCAGACGUUUCUAUGGAAUCUUCUUCCCAGAGGUCAUUGGAACGCCUACUGGUUUGGGAUCACUGAUGCACAGACAGAGGAUCAGUGGAAAUGGGUGGAUGGCACUCCACUGGUCGGAGGUUUCUGGGAGGUUGGUGAGCCCAACAACCACAUCAACGAGGACUGCGGCUACAUUGUGAAAACCCGCGUGUUGACACGAGUGCCGAUAAGGAGCUGGUACGACGCCCCCUGCACAAUGGCAUUACCCUACAUCUGUGAGAAAGAAAUGAGCGCCGGUGCCAGUACCGCCAUUCCGCACUGAGAUUUCAACGUCACUCUGAUCAUCUGAGGUAAACAAGGGGAAGUAGUUUACCCGUCCAGUUGUUCAUCAGGCUAACAACCCGACGCGUGAACGGCUGAUAUUUUGCAAAUACAAUUCCACCUACUUUUUUUGAUUGUUUUUAUCCAGGGUUUCUGCCUCUCGGGCAACACACAGGCUGCACUAUCUUCUUGGUGGAGGUCUUUGGGCCUGUUUCCAGAAUUAAAGGUCCCAUUUUUUAUAUUUGUGGUUUUAAGAACCAAAAACCAUCUCAGUGUAGUUUCACAUCUCCUCUCUCAGGUUUCUCUAUGGAGCUCUAGUAACAACAGGUCAGUGAGCCAAUCAGAACAGAGGAGGCUCUGAGUAUCGCUUCUGAUUGGCUCACUGUUUUCUGAGUGAUCCAAUAAAAAUAUAGCAGAUUUCAGGUAAACACUCAGAGAAACCAAAUCCUGCAAGGUUGGAUGUGUGCAUUUCUCUGUGGACUGAGCUUUGAUACUUCCACAGUAUUAAUAUAGACCCUAGACCUGCUUUAUAAUCAAACAACACAUGGACAUAUACCUUUAUACUAUAUGGACCUUUAAAUUGAAGGCAGGAAUCAGGGCUAAAACAAAAAAGGUACUUCGACCUCAUUUAAUCUAUACUAUAAUUUUCUAUUAAUAUGAUAUACUACCAUUAUUAUGAAAAGCAAACAAUUUGAAUAUUAACCGAUUUCAUUCAUCUGUUAUUUGGUAAAUUGAAAAAAAACAUUGAUAAAUGUAAGAAUAGCAUUCAAAUAGCAUUUUAAGAACCCCUGACUUCAUUGGGCCCCUCUUACUUUUCUACUGAUAAAAAAGUAUCACACCUAACCUGAAGGUCAAUGGUUGCACUUGGUUUAGAAUUCAUUGUAGAUUUUUUUUUUUUUUCAACAUAUGAAAUGCUUUUUAGUCCAAGAAAACCUCAGUUGAGUCACUCUCUGAAGGAUUGCAGUGCUUCAGUGAUUUAAUAUGGUCAAAUGUAUUACAUGGUUGGGAUACAACAAUGUAUUUGUGCCUUAAACCACAUAAUGCCAUGUUUUUAUGCACUUGUGCUUUAGAUUUUAUAGAUCAGGGAUUCAAGAUGACGAUUAAUGUUGUCAUUUAUUUCUUACAUGUGAAUGGGAUUUUUAGGAAUGAAUAGUGUUAGAUUUAUAUUAACUGUAUAUAAAGGAAGUGUCAUGAUGAUAAAUAUAUGGGAGUAUGAUUAUCAGUAAAAAUGAUCAGUUUGAAUUUGAUACACUGUGGAUCCUGUAAAUAAAUGAUUAAAAUAUA
Molecule: messenger RNA, 2298 nt
Organism: Seriola aureovittata
Lineage: Eukaryota; Metazoa; Chordata; Actinopteri; Carangiformes; Carangidae
Product: CD209 antigen-like protein C
Exons: 6
Coding region: 140-1015 (291 amino acids)
Source: RefSeq, a predicted model, not a curated record